Pseudopodoces humilis (Tibetan ground-tit) is the source of this 990-nucleotide messenger RNA. The record is from RefSeq and is a predicted model, not a curated record. Lineage: Eukaryota; Metazoa; Chordata; Aves; Passeriformes; Paridae.
AUGGGCGUGGGUCAGCGCGUUUUGGGAGAGCGCUGCUGCGGGGAUGGGUCCAGAGCCGGAGGAAAGCAGCUGCUCGGCAGCCCCGGCGGCGGUGAGAGCACGGCCUGCCCGGAGAGGCAGCGCGAUGGGCACCGCUCAGGCUCCCAACGAAGCAAUGGCACCGCUCGGGUUCGCCGCCGCAUCCGCGACAGCUCGGAGCAUCGGAGCCUCCUUGGAGCCAAGGUGCAACCUGCGCCAGUAAUUGUGGUGGGUGAUGGAGGCACUCUGAGUGAUGUUAUCAGCCAGACCCACCUGUCUGAAGACGAGAUGGCAGCCAUCAGUCGGGAGUGCCUGCAAGGACUGGAUUUUCUUCACUCCAACCAUGUGAUCCAUCGAGAUGUGAAGAGCUGCAACAUCCUUCUCAGAACGGACGGCUCUGUCAAGCUGGCUGACUUUGGCCUCUCUGCUCAGCUCACCCCUGAGCAGAGACAGAGCUCUGUGGCCGGCACUUCUGGGUGGAUGGUGCCUGAAGUCGUGACAGGUCAACCGUACGGCCCCAAAAUGGCCAUAUGGUCUUUUGGAAUCGUGGGCAUCGAAAUGGUGGAACGAGAAGUAGAAGUUCCUUACUGGAAUGAAACUCCUGUCUCGAAACUGCCAGUGCAGAGUGGAGCUUUAACAAUGGGCUCUGGGAGAGCAGUUACAGAUGGGAAAGAAACAGGUGGAGCCUUGUGUUUCCUUUUUCUCCAUCAUCAACUGAUAGCCACGGGAGGGAGACCAAAGCUGCGGCAGCCCAACCUAUUCUCACCAUGCCUGUGUGAUUUCCUGAGCUGCUGCCUGCAGACAGAUGAGGCACGGCGCUGGUCUGCCAAGGAGCUCCUGCAGCAUCCAUUUGUAACACCAGCCAAGCCAGCAUCCACCCUGUCACCACUCGUCAUUUCAGUGAGGAACAAGAAGAAGAAGAAGAAGACUACAAAAGUGUGUCAGAAGACACCAUCUUCACAACUAGUGUAG